AUGUCGACUCACGGAUGCGGUCGCAGGCAAGGUAAAGGUAAGACAGGCACCGUUACUCCUGCCCCCAUAGGGACUGAUCCAGUAGUCUUUAUGGCUGCCCUAGGAAAUAUGGCUGUAGCUAUGCAAGCGACAGCCGAGGCACUAGGUAAUCAGAUAAAUCAGGGUAAUCAUGGGAACAAUAAUGAUGAGGAUGGUCCAAUGACACUUGCUACAUUUCUGAAAGUUCAUCCUCCGACCUUCAAGGGAACCUCAAAUCCCACUGAUGCAGAUAAUUGGAUUCAGGCUAUGGAAAGGGCGUUACAGGAACAACAGGUUCCUGAAGAUCAAUGGGUUGAAUUUGGAACUUAUCAAUUGCAAGCUAGAAAUGCCAAAGAACUUGAAUUAAUGCAGUUAAAACAGGGACAGAUGACUGUUGCUGAGUAUACUAGCAAAUUUGAGAAGUUAUAUCGCUUUUCUCGUAUCUGUCAAGGUGAGCCUGAAGAUUUUGCUGAAUGGAAGUGUAUUAAAUAUGAGGGAGGUCUUCGGAGUGAUAUUCUGAGCUUCGUUGCCCCAAUGGAGAUCAGGUCCGGGCAUAUAGCCAGUAAUUACCCGGAAAAGAAGAAGUAUGAGACUGGUAGAGUGCAUCAGUCAGAGAGAGUAUACACCACUUCUACCAUAGGUGUUGAGGGGUCUGAGACACUUAUUAGAGGUAAUUGUGAAAUGGCUGGUAAAAUCUUAAAUGUUUUAUUUGAUUCAGUAGCGUCUCAUUCAUUUAUUGCAUUUGAAAAGGCCAACGAGUUAGGAUUGAAAAUCGUGGUUUUAGGUUAUGAUUUGAAAGUAUAUAAUGCUACUCAUGAAGCUAUGGUGACUAGGAUAGGAUAUCCACAAGUUCCCUUUCAAGUACAACAGCGUGAAUUUGUGCAUGAUUUGAUUUGUUUACCUAUGACUGGUCUUGAUCUCAUUUUGGGAUUGGAUUGGUUAUCCAAGAAUCAUGUUUUGCUUGAUUAUUCUGAGAAGUCAGUACAGUUUAUGCCGGAAGGGUCAGAAGCACCGGUUGUGGUGAAUAGUUACUAUUUGAAUUCUAUGAUAGUAAACUGUUCUGGAACUGAAUGUCAGGGUAUUAUGUUAUUAACUGCGGGAGUAUCAGGUGAUGAUCAAAGUUUAGAGCAGAUUCCGGUUGUAUGUGAAUUUCCAGAUGUGUUUCCGGAUGAUAUUAAUGAAUUCCCACCUAAUCGAGAAGUGGAAUUCUCAAUUGACUUAGUGCCUGGAGCCGGUCCGAUUUCAAUUACUCCUUACAGGAUGUCACCUUUAGAAAUGGCUGAACUGAAAGCUCAGCUAGAAGAUCUGUUAGUUAAGCAUUUUAUCCGACCAAGUAUUUCUCCGUGGGGAGCGCCAGUGUUACUAGUAAAGAAGAAGGAUGGAAGUAUGCGGUUGUGUGUCGACUAUCGGCAGUUGAAUAAGAUCACUGGUGCCGGUGUGUUUUCUAAGAUUGAUUUGCGAUCCGGGUAUCAUCAGAUAAGGGUUAGAGAUGAGGAUAUUCCGAAAACUGCCUUCAGGAUGCGUUAUGGUCAUUAUGAGUAUACAGUGAUGUCUUUUGGGUUAACUAAUGCCCCGACAUCUGAAGAGGAACAUGCUGAACACUUGCGAACUGUGCUGCAAAUUCUGAGAGACAGGAAGUUAUAUGCUAAGUUAUCUAAAUGUGAGUUUUGGAAGAGUGAAGUAAAGUUUCUCGGCCACGUGGUGAGUAAGCAGGGAAUAGCUGUGGAUCUUGCUAAGGUGGAAGCAGUGAUGAAUUGGGAACAACCAACUUCAAUGACAGAGAUAAGGAGUUUCCUAGGUUUGGCGGGGUAUUAUCGCAGAUUCAUUAAAGGAUUUUCACAGCUUGCCUUACCUUUAACUAAAUUGACUAGGAAGAAUACGCUUUUUAUCUGGACUCCGGAGUGUGAAGAGAGUUUCCAAGCAUUCAAGCACAGGUUGAUUACUGCACCUGUAUUGAUAUUACCUGAACCAAGUGAACCGUUUGAAGUGUAUUGUGAUGCAUCUCUGAAAGGUUUGGGGUGCAUUCUGAUGCAGCACCAGAAUGUUGUAGCAUACGCCUCAUGGCAAUUAAGGCCGCAUGAAAUGAAUUAUCUGACACAUGAUUUGGAACUUGCUGCUGUUGUGAAAAGCAAACGUUGUGGCGGACGCCUUGAGUCAGAAAUCUUUAUAUGCAGCUUGGAUGAUGCUACAGGAAGAAGAACUACUAAGGGCGUUUCAAGGUUCAUCGAGACAGUGAAGCGUUACGUAAGAUAUUACCAGCAGUCAAACAAAGGAAACAGUAGAGAGUAA
Arachis stenosperma is the source of this 2307-nucleotide messenger RNA. RefSeq lists its product as uncharacterized. Bases 1 to 2307 code for a protein of 768 amino acids. The transcript is spliced from 7 exons. NCBI's taxonomy places the organism in Eukaryota, Viridiplantae, Streptophyta, Magnoliopsida, Fabales, Fabaceae. The record is from RefSeq and is a predicted model, not a curated record.